This is a messenger RNA of Clonostachys rhizophaga, 891 nucleotides long. The record is from the annotation of a GenBank genome assembly. NCBI's taxonomy places the organism in Eukaryota, Fungi, Ascomycota, Sordariomycetes, Hypocreales, Bionectriaceae.
AUGGCACCUACACUGGAGAUCAAGGGUAUCCUUGUUGCCCUUAUCACCCCCUUUGCCGCCGAUGGCACUGUCGAUGCUGCUGCCCUUGACAAGCACGUCAACCGUCUGAUUGACGCUGGUGUCCACGGCAUUGUCCCUGGCGGCAGCACCGGCGAGUUCACGGCCUUGACAUCCCAAGAGCGUCAACUGGUCAUUGAACUCGUGGUCAAGGCAGCUGCUGGCCGCGUCCCUGUCAUUGCCGGCACUGGCGAUCUCACCACACAAGGCGCCAUUGAUCAUGCGAUUCACGCCGCCAAGGCUGGCGCCUCGGCGCUCAUGGUCGUGCCUCCAUUUUACGAGCCUCCCAACCUGACACAGCUUCGAACUCUCCUCAAGGAGAUCCACACCACUUCUGGUCUUCCCAUUCUCUACUAUAACAUUCCGUCCAUUAGCGGCGUGACCCUUUCACCUAAGGAACUGGCCGAUCUCUCAGAGGUCGGAGUCAAGUACAUGAAGGACACAUCAGGCGAUGCUCCUGCUCUUACGGAGCUUUUGCUUGCGCACAGUGACCGUAUCACCCCGUUCAAUGGAUACGACACUUUGACCUUCUAUGGACUGGCUGCCGGAGCUAAGGGUUCUGUUUGGGGAGCCACAAACUUCAUCCCCGAGCUCUCCGUCCAGCUGUGGAACGCCAUCGCCGUGGAACAUGACCUUCAGAAGGGCCAAGAGCUAUGGGCUCGUAUUUGGCCCGUCUGCAAGUGGCUGGAGUCGUAUGGGUACCCGGCUGCUGUCAAGACGGGCAUGGAGCUUCGAGGAUGGGCCACGGGUGGUGUCAGGAAGCCAUAUACCAUGGUAGAAGGGAAAGAUAAAGAGGAGCUAUUCAACAUUCUCAAUGUUAGUGGAGUGUUGUAA